AUGCCCCGAGCUCUGCUCCUGCUCCUCCUCCUCGCUCCCGGGACCAGCGCCCUCGGGAGCGUCCCCGCCGCACCGGGGGACGAUGCCGGAGCGGCGGCGCGGGCACUGCUGGCAGAGCUGGCGGAGCAGAUCCCACCGCGGGCACUGCCGGGGGUCUCCUGCCAGGAUGUGCUCCCCGAAGCCCUGCCCCGCUUUGCCGGGCUCCCGCCCGCCCCCCGCGCCCUGGUCCGUGCCACCAUGGCGCUGGCACUGAGCGGAGCUGCCUGCGGGGCCGAGGCUGAGACCGAGGUCCUGAAGCUGUUCCAGGAGCUGGGUGCCCCCAAGGCCGUGGCACUGCUGCGGGGACUGGCACGGCUGCAGGCUGCCCCGACCCCCCAGCCCUUCGCCAGCCUCCUCCUCAGCCUGGCGAGAGCUGGGGGCUCUGUCCCAGCGUGGCUGUGCGCGGCACCCACCCGGCUGCGGGCACCCAUGGCUGGCACCAACCCCAGCCUGCUUGGGGUGCCAACCACGGGGCACUCAGCCGAGGGGAUCCAGGGCAGGGUCCCCCGUGCCUGGCUGGCCGCUUGCCGCCACGCCCAGCGGCACCGCUCCCGCCGGCGGCGGGAGGAGGACGAUGCCUGCGACCCACCGGGCGAGCGGCAGGCCCACGAGGUGCUGGAGUGGGUGCCAGGCGUCAGCAUCUUCUACAACCUGGGCACCAGCCUCUACUACGCCUUCCAGGGAUGCCAGGCGGUGGCCUCCACCCGGGCGCUGGAGGCGGCCGAGGACCUGGGUUACACCGGGCUGGCCGCCGUCACCGGUGCCAUCGGGGGCCCCGUGGCGCUGGGGGUGCAGCUGGGGAUGCAGCCGGGGCUGAAGGCCGGCGUGCGGGCACUCAUCCACUACCUCACCUCGUCCGGGGACCCCCCACCCGUGCCCACCGCCCACAGCGGCUCCGUCCUUUUCAUUGAAUAAAGGUCGCCUGUGGUGUCCCUGGCACCGGCCGGAUCUGUGCUGGGUCACCCUGCCCUGGGACAAAGGGACCUU
This is a messenger RNA of Dryobates pubescens (Downy woodpecker), 1026 nucleotides long. RefSeq names its product apolipoprotein F (gene APOF). Lineage: Eukaryota; Metazoa; Chordata; Aves; Piciformes; Picidae. Bases 1 to 954 code for a protein of 317 amino acids. The record is from RefSeq and is a predicted model, not a curated record. The transcript has a single exon. Gene Ontology annotation, biological process: cholesterol metabolic process.